AUGGGUGAGAAUGGCGUCCCAACAAUAGAUCUGCACCAGUUUCCAGGACAGUAUGAGAAACUGAGGAAAACAUGCGUGGAUUGGGGUUGUUUCAGGCUUGUGAAUCACAAUAUCUCUUUGUCUCUCAUGGCAGAUAUGAAGAUGGUUGUGAGAUCAUUGUUAGACCUGCCCUCUGAUGUCAAAAAGCGCAACAUAGAUGUCAUAGCUGGGAGUGGCUACAUGGCACCAAGCAAAGUCAACCCUCUUUAUGAGGCUUUGGGACUUUAUGAUAUGGGGUCUUCAGAAGCUGUGGAAACUUUCUGCUCCCAAUUGGAUGCCACUCCUUACCAAAGAGAGAUUAUAGGGAUGUAUGCUAAGGCAAUCCAUGAGGCGGCCAAGGAUAUAGCUCAAAAGUUGGCUGAAUGUAUGGGGUUGAGUGGUGAUUUGUUUGAGAAAUGGAUUUGCCAAUUCAGGAUCAACAAGUACAACUUCACCCCUGAAACUAUAGGCUCCUCUGGAGUCCAAAUACAUACAGAUUCUGGGUUCCUGACCAUCCUUCAAGAUGAUGAAAAUGUUGGUGGACUUGAAGUGAUGAACCCGUCUGGUGUGUUUGUAGCAGCUGAUCCGGCACCAGGCACCCUCCUGGUCAAUCUUGGAGACAUGGCUACGGCAUGGAGCAAUGGAAGGCUUCGUAACGUGCAACAUCGAGUGCAAUGCAAGGAAGCCACAAUUCGGAUUUCAAUUGCUUCAUUCCUGUUGGGUCCGAAGGAGGAGGUGGAAGCUCCGCCGGAACUUGUGGACUCCGAACACCCGCGGCUCUACGUCCCUUUCACUUAUGAAGAUUAUAGAAAGCUGAGACUUACCACAAAAUUGCAGGCUGGUGAAGCCCUUGAACUUAAACGUAUCCAGUCCUAA
Dovyalis caffra is the source of this 894-nucleotide messenger RNA. The record is from the annotation of a GenBank genome assembly. NCBI's taxonomy places the organism in Eukaryota, Viridiplantae, Streptophyta, Magnoliopsida, Malpighiales, Salicaceae.